UCAAAGUCUAUGAAUAGUUCUGAAUCGAUUGGAUGAGAAGCCAGAACGUAUUACAUGAAAAUAGGUGGACACAUGACUAUGUGUAUUAAAGCAUCUCCUUUCGUAUCUUCCGAAAAUCCGUGAUAGUUGUGAACCCAGACACUGAUUCGCUAAACAGGUCUAGAAUAUGGCACCCAGGAAUGCUAUACAGACAGAGGAAGAAUCGCCUAGAGGUGUUGUGGAAGAUGUACUUCUUUCGGACGAAGAAACGGAAAAGCGCAAACAUGUUCAGAUUGUUUGGAGAAACGUCAUUUUGAUGGUCCUUUUGCACGGUAGUGCGCUGUACGCUUUGACGCUCAUACCAAAAUCACACCCUUUUACAUGGCUCUGGAGUUUUGUCUACUAUUUGUUUGCUGCAUUGGGAAUAACUGCAGGGGCGCAUCGUCUUUGGGCCCACAAGUCGUACAGAGCCCGGGGUCCACUCCGGUUUUUCUUGGCACUGAUGAAUGCUGCCGCUUUUCAGAACGACAUUCUAGAUUGGUCACGUGACCACCGAGUCCAUCACAAAUACUCAGAAACAGAUGCUGAUCCACACAACGCCAAGAGAGGUUUCUUUUUCGCCCACAUUGGCUGGCUGCUGGUCAGAAAACAUCCCAAUGUCAUGGAGAAAGGGAAGGGGCUCGACUUCUCUGAUCUUUAUGCGGACAAAAUUGUCAUGUUUCAAAGAAGAUUCUACAUUCCUCUGAUGAUUUUACUGUGUUUCGUCAUACCAACAGUUGUUCCCUGGUAUUUCUGGGGAGAAUCUCUGUGGAACGCAUAUUUUCUUGCCGCCAUUUUACGUUACUGUAUAGGACUUAAUGCCACGUGGUCUGUGAACAGUUUCGCCCAUUUAUGGGGCACAAGACCCUAUGAUAAGCAGAUUAAUCCAGCCGAGAAUUUGGGUGUGAUUCUGAGUGCAGCGGGUGAGGGCUUCCAUAACUACCAUCACACUUUUCCCAGUGACUAUUCCACCAGCGAGUUCGGCUGGCAUCUAAAUAUAACCACAGUUUUCAUUAACUGUAUGUAUUACUUAGGACAGGCGUACAACAUGAAGAAAACCCCUGACAAAGUGGUCCAAAUGAGAAAACUUCGAACAGGGGACGGAAGUCCUUAACAAAAACUAAACCUUUUUUUAAAUUUAUUUUGACCGUAGACUUUUAUUGUUUCUUUCGUUAUUUUUGAGAAAACUGUAAAAGAUGUGUUGUGAUAAUUCCAAUGUGGAAUGUUUUAUGUUACAAACUGAGUAUUUUGUUAUACUUUUAUGCCAGUGAUUUUUUUUUUAAGUUUUGAGUUGGAAAAAAAAUCAAACAAUAAAAAUAAAUUCAUGAAAUAAAAUCGAUAUAAUCCAAA
Molecule: messenger RNA, 1368 nt
Organism: Saccostrea cuccullata (small rock oyster)
Lineage: Eukaryota; Metazoa; Mollusca; Bivalvia; Ostreida; Ostreidae
Product: acyl-CoA desaturase-like
Exons: 5
Coding region: 167-1132 (321 amino acids)
Biological process (GO): unsaturated fatty acid biosynthetic process
Cellular component (GO): endoplasmic reticulum membrane
Molecular function (GO): stearoyl-CoA 9-desaturase activity; iron ion binding
Source: RefSeq, a predicted model, not a curated record